This is a messenger RNA of Gasterosteus aculeatus aculeatus (three-spined stickleback), 1905 nucleotides long. RefSeq names its product src kinase associated phosphoprotein 1 (gene skap1). Gene Ontology annotation, molecular function: protein binding. Lineage: Eukaryota; Metazoa; Chordata; Actinopteri; Perciformes; Gasterosteidae. Gene Ontology annotation, cellular component: plasma membrane; cytoplasm. The record is from RefSeq and is a predicted model, not a curated record.
UCAGGUCUCAGAGGAAGAGGACAAAGGUGAUUGUAAGCUCGGCUGUGCCAGGCUCUUCUUUCUGCCUCGGCUUUCUAACAGUAUGACAUAGUGUUGGUGCAAGCAGGAUCUCUUGUGGAAUAAAAAGUGUGAGGGGGCAGAAAAAAGGGUGAAAAGUCAGAAAACCAAAGUGUCUGGAGUUGGACAGGUGAAAGAUAGGGAUGGGAACACUACCAACUGAGAUUAGACGGCUUUUGGAUGACUGUGAGCUGUUUGUAUCAGAGGUCCUUCAAGACGAGGUGCUCGGGGGAAAGGCCCAAGAGACACGAAACGUCUUACUGAACAACUUCAGGAUUGUCCAUAUCAAACACCCUAAUGAAUUCCCCUUCCCCCCAUUGGGCUUUAGGGAUGACGACGGUUCCAGCCUGGGUCCCUCUGCCCAAUCGGACGAUGCCUCUGACUACCAGGAUGAUGGAGACUUUGGGGACAUUCCGGCCGUUACAGUCCAGGACCUCAGCAACAUCUUGAAACAAGGCCACCUGGAGAAGAAACGAAGAGAUCACAGCUUCUUCGGCUCGGAGUGGCAAAAGAGAUGGUGUGUCCUGAACAAUUCAAUAUUCUACUACUUUGGGAGUGAUAAAGAUAAGCAGCAGAAAGGUUCCUUUUACAUCAUCGACUACGCCGUGCAGCUGGCCAGCAACCUGAGAAAAGACUCCAGGAGAAACUGCUGCUUUGAGUUCUUUUGUUCCGGACGGCGGUCUUUCCAGUUCACUGCCAACAGUCCUCAAGAGGCCAGAGAAUGGGUGGACCAAAUCAAUUUUGUACUUCGAGACCUGCGCUCCACCUCCAUCCCUUGCGACGAAGACGAAGAGCAGGAGGAGGAGGAAGAGGAGACCUAUGAUGACGUUGACACGUCCAAACCGGGAGGAGGUUCCGAGGCGGGGGAGGUCGGGGAAGAGGACGAGGAUAUCUACGAGGUGCUUCCAGAGGAGGAUUUUCCUGAUCCGACAGAUGAGAGCAGUGAAAGGAACAGCAGACCAGAUUGGUCAUCAGAUUACGCCAACUUCUACCAGGGUUUAUGGGAUUGCCAGGCCGACGAGGCGGACGAGCUGCCCUUCCAGCGAGGGGACCUCAUCUACAUCGUUAGCAAGGAGCACAACAUUCACGGCUGGUGGGUCGGCGAGUUGAACGGCACCAUUGGCAUCGUCCCCAAGACUUCAUGCACCCGGCCUACAUCCUCUGAGCCCCGACAGUGCCUAUGAAGACGUGUCCAGCCAUGAAUUUCACAGAUAAUCUUUUGGGAUUUGCAAACGAUUCUCCCUCACGAGACUCCAACAUGCAUCGUGUAAUGUAAGGGAUUUUUCCAGCGCACUAUUAAUACCCUUCAAUAUUAAGUCACCCUACUCUGGCAAAAUAGAAUAAGAACAUUUUGAUAAAUGACAGGAAAAGACUCUCAAGGGUGAAGAUUUUGUUUUUCAUUUUAUUAAAUCACUGACUAAAAUUAAUCUAAAUUAGUUAUCUUAUUUAUCAUAAUUUUAAAAAUAUUGUAAUGCAUCUUAGAAAUAACUUAGUUGCCUCUCUAGUUUAUAGAGUAAUUAUGGAUUCAUACAUUUCAUUCAGUGGUUAAAAUGAGAUUGUUAGUUGAUUUUGCUCGAUUCAUUGUGAAUACAUUAAAACACAGAUGUAUGAUUUGUAGAAUAUUUUACCAUAAGUGGAGUUUUACACUUCAAUAUCCAAACAUCCAGCCUUUAUUGCUUGUGUGAUUUUGUGUGUGUGUGUGGGGACAUUAAACGGUUUCAUCUGCAGCCACUAGGUGGCAGCAUUGCUCAAACAUCGAGUUGUUUGAUAACUUAUAAUAAAAUAAGCACUCACAUGUAACAGUGAAGAGAAAACACUUUAUUUGAAAUAAAAUCGUAUUUACACAGA